GGACAUCUCUCUCUCGCUCACACUCCCCCCAGUCUCUGAGACCCGGGCAUCUCUUUCUCUCUCACACCCCCACCCCCAGUCUCUGAGACCCGGGCAUCUCUCUCUGACCAUGGACGUGUCAGCGCUGGGCAGUGGGAGCAGCUGUUCAGAGGAUUGUGUGGUAGGGUCUGGCUGUCUGGAGGACUGUGGGAACCAGAGUGACCGGACUGACUGGGAAUGGGAGGACUUCAGUGGGGCUGAGCUGGUGUGUGUGACAGCUGUGUGUGUGCUGCUGCUGGCCAUGGGCAUCACAGGAAAUAUGUUAACCAUCCUGGUAGUUUGGCUCCGGCCACACCUGAGAAGCACCACCUACCUCUACCUGAGUAGUAUGGCCGUCUCCGACCUCCUCAUACUGCUUCUGAUGCCUUUAGAUCUGUACUACAAGCUGUGGAGGUUCCGGCCCUGGGAUCUGGGUGAUACAGUGUGUAAGCUGAGUGUGUUCGUCAGUGAGAGUUGUACCUACUCCUCCAUCCUCCACAUCACCGCCCUUUCUCUGGAGCGCUACCUCGCUGUCUGUCGACCACUCACAGCCAAGACCCUGGUCACACGGACCCGCGUCCGCACUCUCAUUGGCUGCCUGUGGGUUGUGGCCGUAAUCAGCGCCGGGCCGGUGUUUGCUAUGGUAGGGGUAGAGGAGCUGGGGGGAGGAGAGGGGGAGAGCGAGUGUCGCUGUACGGACUACGCCGUCUCCUCAGGCCUGCUGGGGGCCAUGAUGUGGCUCUCCAACCUCUACUUCCUGGUGCCGCUGGGCAUUCUGGGAGUUGUGUAUGGCCUGAUCGGCAGGAAGCUAUGGCUCCGCCCACAACGCAGCAGCCGAGACCGCGCCCAGCGACACACCAUCAAGAUGCUAGGGAUGAUCGUGCUGGCGUUUGUUCUGUGUUGGCUGCCAUUCCACGUUGGUCGGACGUUGUUCUCUGUGACGCUGGGCUCCAGCGCUGAUAUGUACUACAUCUCUCAGUACUUUAACCUGGUCUCCUUUGUGUUGUUCUACCUCAGUGCUGCUGUCAACCCUAUCCUCUACAACACCAUGUCAGCACGCUACCGCCACGCUGUCCGCAGCCUGCUGCGCUCACACACACCCCGCUCCCGCCACCCCCCACAACACUCUACCACCACCCUGUAA
Molecule: messenger RNA, 1162 nt
Organism: Salmo salar (Atlantic salmon)
Lineage: Eukaryota; Metazoa; Chordata; Actinopteri; Salmoniformes; Salmonidae
Product: growth hormone secretagogue receptor type 1-like
Biological process (GO): hormone-mediated signaling pathway; G protein-coupled receptor signaling pathway
Cellular component (GO): plasma membrane
Molecular function (GO): growth hormone secretagogue receptor activity
Source: RefSeq, a predicted model, not a curated record